CUUAAAGCGGGCGGCGCUGGACCAGCAGCUGUGACGUGACCCGGUCCUUGCGCGUCUUCAUCACCGCUCUUCAUCAUCCUCACUGUCCCGGAGCGUCUUUGGUCCAAAUGGGAAAUCCGCGAGUCUUCUUUGACGUCACCAUCGAUGGUGCCAACGCGGGGCGGAUCGUCAUGGAGCUGCGCGCGGAUGUGGUUCCAAAGACAGCCGAAAACUUCCGAGCCCUGUGCACUGGCGAGAAGGGCUUCGGCUAUAAGAGCUCGUGCUUCCACCGAAUCAUCCCCAAGUUCAUGUGCCAGGGGGGCGACUUCACCAACCACAACGGCACAGGAGGGAAGUCCAUCUACGGCGAGAAGUUUUCCGACGAGAACUUCCUGCUGAAGCACAGUGGGAUGGGGACGCUGUCCAUGGCCAACGCCGGGCCCAACACCAAUGGGUCUCAGUUCUUCAUCUGCACAGCCAACACCGACUGGCUGAACGGGAAGCACGUGGUGUUUGGGAGUGUGGUGGAGGGCCUGGACGUGGUAAAGGCGGUAGAGAAGCAGGGCACCAAGAGUGGGACGCCCAAAGCCAAGGUGGUCAUCGCCGACUGUGGCGAGCUCAAGUAGAUUCAGUACACCACCCGUCUGUACGCCGCUGCACCAUCCCGGUUCCUUUCUGCUUGUGUUUGUUGUGUGUUGAUGUUCUCCAAAUAAAGGUGAUAAGUGGUAGAGUCCUGUGCUGGGGGGA
This is a messenger RNA of Synchiropus splendidus (mandarinfish), 726 nucleotides long. RefSeq names its product peptidylprolyl isomerase Ab (cyclophilin A) (gene ppiab). Gene Ontology annotation, molecular function: peptidyl-prolyl cis-trans isomerase activity. Lineage: Eukaryota; Metazoa; Chordata; Actinopteri; Syngnathiformes; Callionymidae. Gene Ontology annotation, biological process: protein peptidyl-prolyl isomerization; protein folding. The coding region runs from base 108 to 605 and encodes 165 amino acids. The record is from RefSeq and is a predicted model, not a curated record. Gene Ontology annotation, cellular component: intracellular membrane-bounded organelle. The transcript is spliced from 5 exons.